Cataglyphis hispanica is the source of this 3757-nucleotide messenger RNA. It is a transcript of the gene SdhA, whose product is annotated as succinate dehydrogenase [ubiquinone] flavoprotein subunit, mitochondrial. The record is from RefSeq and is a predicted model, not a curated record. The transcript has 9 exons. Gene Ontology annotation, molecular function: flavin adenine dinucleotide binding; succinate dehydrogenase (quinone) activity; electron transfer activity. Lineage: Eukaryota; Metazoa; Arthropoda; Insecta; Hymenoptera; Formicidae. Bases 174 to 2165 code for a protein of 663 amino acids. Gene Ontology annotation, biological process: mitochondrial electron transport, succinate to ubiquinone; tricarboxylic acid cycle.
UUUCCGGCGUCAGUCGGUGCCGAGCCGCCGAGCCGUGCGGAUCGAAGUGUGUUAGUAGAGGAUACUGUCGUUCGUCGCCGCUACUCUACAGGGGGUUAGUGCGUUCGCGCGGGUUUGUCAGUGGGGGCGUAUCUUGACGGGAAUCGCGACACAGGUGACAGGAGUGACACAGGAUGAGCGGAUUGUUGAAGCUGUCGGCGUCGUUGCUGUCGAGGAAUCUGCCAGGAACGGCGACGUUGAACAAGCUGGGACUGCCGCUACUCAGCAACCGGAAGCUGCAUCACACGCCGGACGGACGAGCGGCCAAGAUCUCUGACGCGAUCUCCAAACAAUACCCGUUGGUGGAUCACACGUAUGAUGCGGUCGUGGUAGGAGCUGGCGGCGCCGGUCUUCGCGCGGCCUACGGUCUGGUGGCUGAGGGCUUCAAGACCGCGGUAGUCACCAAGUUAUUUCCCACAAGGUCACAUACGGUAGCCGCCCAGGGCGGCAUCAACGCCGCUCUGGGCAACAUGGAGGAUGACAACUGGCAAUGGCACAUGUACGACACUGUCAAGGGCUCGGACUGGUUGGGCGAUCAAGAUGCCAUUCAUUAUAUGACCCGUGAGGCCCCCAAAGCCGUCAUCGAGCUGGAGAACUGCGGCAUGCCUUUCAGUCGAACCAAUGAUGGCAAGAUUUAUCAACGUGCAUUUGGCGGUCAAUCACUCAAGUUCGGCAAGGGCGGUCAGGCUCAUCGAUGUUGUUGCGUGGCCGACAGAACCGGUCAUUCCCUGCUGCACACGCUCUACGGCCAAUCACUGAGCUACGACUGUAACUACUUCGUCGAAUACUUUGCGCUCGACCUGCUGAUGGAGGACGGCGAGUGUCGCGGUGUUAUCGCGCUCUGUCUCGAGGACGGAACGUUGCAUCGCUUUCACGCCAAGAACACGGUGCUCGCCACUGGCGGCUAUGGACGCGCCUACUUCUCCUGUACGUCCGCGCAUACCUGCACCGGCGACGGCACCGCCAUGGUCUCCAGGGCCAAUUUACCCAACCAGGAUCUUGAAUUUGUACAAUUUCAUCCCACAGGUAUCUAUGGCGCCGGAUGUCUGAUCACAGAAGGUAGCCGCGGCGAAGGCGGUUAUCUGAUAAACAGUGAAGGCGAAAGAUUCAUGGAACGUUAUGCACCGGUAGCAAAAGAUCUGGCAUCGCGAGACGUAGUGUCUAGAUCUAUGACAAUGGAGAUUAGAGAGGGCAGAGGCGUCGGACCGGAGAAAGAUCACAUUUACUUACAGUUACACCACCUGCCGGCUGAACAGCUGGCCGCGCGGUUGCCGGGAAUUUCGGAGACAGCAAUGAUAUUCGCUGGUGUCGAUGUGACUCGGGAACCUAUCCCCGUCAUACCUACCGUCCAUUACAAUAUGGGUGGUGUACCAACAAAUUACAAGGGUCAGGUGUUAACCAGGGAAAACAAUGAAGAUAAAGUAGUACCCGGGUUGUACGCAUGCGGUGAGGCAGGUUGUGCAUCUGUUCACGGCGCUAAUCGACUAGGCGCCAAUUCUCUGUUGGAUUUAGUCGUAUUUGGACGUGCUUGCGCUAAAACUAUUGCCCAAGAAAAUAAACCUGGCGAGACAAUUGGAUCUCUCAAACCUAAUGCGGGUGAAGAGACGGUAGCUAACUUAGAUUGGGUCAGAAACGCCAAUGGUUCCAUAUCUACUGCGGAAUUGCGGCUGACUAUGCAGAAAACUAUGCAGACGCACGCGGCGGUAUUUAGAGAAGCCCAGACUUUGCAGGAAGGUUAUCGAAAGAUGAUGGAUCUCUACAAGAAACUCGAUGAACUGAAGGUCGCAGACAAGUCUCUAAUAUGGAACUCUGAUCUGAUAGAGACGUUAGAACUGCAAAAUCUCAUGGUCAACGCGAUGCAGACCAUUGCAGGGGCGGAGAACAGAAAGGAGAGUCGCGGCGCACAUGCUCGCGAAGAUUACAAGGACAGAAUUGACGAGUACGAUUACAGUAAACCGAUUGAGAACCAGCAGCCAAAGCCGUUUGAUCAGCAUUGGAGAAAGCAUACGCUAUCAAAGAUCAAUCUGAAAACGGGAGAGGUUUCUCUCGACUACAGACCGGUGAUCGAUGUUACGCUCGACCAACAGGAAUGCGCAACAGUUCCACCAGCGAUUCGUUCCUAUUAAAUCAAUUCUAUAAUAGAAUAUUAGAAUCCAUCGCCUUAGAAUGAACUUUUUUUGAUCGCCAUUGAAUUUUGGUCUGCGCACGAUUCUCGAUGUUUUAAAUAAUCGCAAAUUAAAAUCGAAAUAGUGCAAUAAAGCAUUGUCGUCGCGGCGAUCUUUGCUCUACUACUACUACUAUUACUACUACUGUGCGCAGCAAAGGUAUUAAUUUAUUUCACACACGUACACAUAUGCACACAAACUUCAUAGUUCGCCAAAGUUGAUUCUUGUCAUCGCUUGCGCCGCAAGUCGCAAGCAGAUUUAGUGGUCCUUGUAGGAUGCUGAGAUUAUUGCCUUCUCGUUUUGUAUAGAAGAGUUCGAUUUCGCUCAGCGGAAUCGAUAGCUUCAGUUCAACAUAAAAUAAACGAAACCAGAACAGAAUCGUGAUAAGGAGUCCGGUUAUAAAAUACGGACAUUUUGGAGAAAUGCGUUUUCUUUCCUCCUGUAAUAUAAUACAAUUCGGUUAUGUAUCGCGAUCUUUGUGCGUUCAAGCCACAGUACUCUCGCGUGCAACACUUAUGAACAACUUUGUAUAAUGUCGAAGAAAAUCAAAUGUCAUGUUUGAAUUAUACAAAUUGUUAUAUAAUAAAACUCUUGCAAGUUUUGAUAAAGACUUAUCAAGGUCUUUCAAAUAUUCUAGUGGGAAUUUCUUGAAUUAAUUAUUCAUCUUCUGUGCAAAUGUUUAUUGUAUGAUCAUAAAUAAUUUUUGCAAUUUUCAUUUAUUAAUGGAGCGGUGAUGUUCUAUAAACAAUUGCACGCGAUAGUAUUUUAAUACUAUUAUUAUAUUGUUUUCGAUGUUUUAUGUUUAUUGUAGCUGUUUAUAUAUACAUCCUUUUGGCAUUACAGAGAUUUAUACAGAAUUAUUUAAAAGAUUUAUUUUUAAAUGCUACUUUUCAUGAUCUGUACUUUUUUUUGCAAAUUAAUGAAAAUUAUAAUAUUGUCGCAAUGUCUGUUAUACUUUUUUGUUUGAAAAUCGUUUGAAUCAUUAGAACAUUUAUAUACGUUACCUACGUGCGAAAGUGAUUACGAGCAUGAUUUUUGAAAUAAUAUGUUACUUUUGUUGCGGCUGAAUACUUACUUUAUAAGAUGACGACAUAGAAGCUAUAUUAAUUGUUCUUUUUUUUUGUGAAAUGUUAUAAAAAUAGAAAAAUUUACAUUUAUUAUUUAUUUUUUUUUAUGAAAAAACAUUGCAUUUUAUCAAAAUAAUUAAUGCUUUAGGUCAAAAUUAUUAUAUCUCAAUUUUAGAUAAAAGUAAAUGAUAAGAAAUAAUGAAUAUUAAAAUAUAAUCAUGUAAUAUUUUAAUUUUAUUGAUUAAAACUGUUUCUAUGUCGUUUUCUAACAAUGUACUGAUAAUACUUCGUAGAAUAUGUGUCUGAGUUUAAGUAAAUAUAUUAAAUAAUAUAUUAAAAUACGCGACACACACAAAUAUAGAAAAUACUACUUUUAAUGUGUAUAAUUAUCUGUAAAAAGAUAGUGUGAACAUAUUGCUUGGCAUGAUGGAAAUGUACAUAAAUUACGAAAGAUAUCAAUAAAUUGUUGAUAGAAUUUUAUAUGAA